AUGGAAGGCGUCUGGAGUCUGAUAUUUGCGGUGUUGCUGUCCUUAGUGCGAUAUUGCUUCGCUCUCGAGGCGCCAUGGAGCUCUUGGAGACAGCGCCCUUUGGAGGACUAUACCAACAGGACUGUGCUCGGAUCUGAGUUACCGCCAACAACACGUGCUAAAGUGCAUCGAGUUGCGGACUUGAUGCUGGAGAUCUACAGAACACUAGUCGACAUGCAAUACCUUGAACCCGAAGCCAUCCGGAAAGGCCCUCACAAGAUCAACAUUACUCUUUCCCGUGAGCAAGACGUCGACGACUCGGUGAUAUACCUUUGGCAAAUUCGGCCAUACCUGGAUCUAGCAUACGCCGAGGCUUCAGGCUUCAUCUUCGGAGGCACGUUCGUCGACUUUCGUGACGAAGGAGAUAUUCUUCGCAGCCGCGAUCCAAUGUAUGCCAUAGAAUAUGACAACCAGGAAGGAUGCGGUCUCGAAUGCGAACUCGAUGAUAAUGGAGAGCUAAAUCUGCCAUACAUGCGACCUACCAUGACCACUCUCACCAAUCUUGGCAAUCAUGAGUGCGUCAUGGUCUAUGAUGUGAAGACUGAUCGCUGCGACCCCGCAUUGAAAUAUGUUCCUGUCGGCCCCAAGUUCAACAACAACCGCAACGACUUCACACACGAACCGAGCAGACCGGCUGCUGAAGUGCUGAAGGACAUCGCGAAGUGGUACCGAGAUCAGUCAGAGAUCCCUGGCGGCGACGCAGACUAUGGCAUUUCCGAAUGGGACUACGACGUUCUCAAGACCUUGUAUGCGAAGCAUGGUUGGCCCAAUGACUUUGACGCAAAUGCAUUCAAGAUCGAU
Pseudocercospora fijiensis CIRAD86 is the source of this 840-nucleotide messenger RNA. RefSeq lists its product as uncharacterized. NCBI's taxonomy places the organism in Eukaryota, Fungi, Ascomycota, Dothideomycetes, Mycosphaerellales, Mycosphaerellaceae. The record is from RefSeq and is a predicted model, not a curated record. The annotation marks the transcript as partial. The transcript has a single exon.